This is a messenger RNA of Wyeomyia smithii (pitcher-plant mosquito), 1637 nucleotides long. RefSeq names its product ADP,ATP carrier protein 2. Gene Ontology annotation, molecular function: ATP:ADP antiporter activity. Gene Ontology annotation, biological process: mitochondrial ATP transmembrane transport; mitochondrial ADP transmembrane transport. NCBI's taxonomy places the organism in Eukaryota, Metazoa, Arthropoda, Insecta, Diptera, Culicidae. The record is from RefSeq and is a predicted model, not a curated record. Gene Ontology annotation, cellular component: mitochondrial inner membrane. The transcript has 5 exons. Bases 267 to 1169 code for a protein of 300 amino acids.
GAGGCGAAGGUCGUGAGCGCAUUUUCACUGAAACUACUCCGUUCAUAAAUCCUCAAUCAACGGUUACUCACUGUCCCGCGGUCUUCGAGUAAAGAUCGAACCACCAGAAGCACAGCUUUCACAGCCCCUGCGGGAUAAUCUGCACUUUGUCAACUGGCAGAUCGAACAACCUUCAUAGCAACUCCAUCAGCUGAUAAGAACAAGCCGUUCGAAGCAACCAACUCGCCCAGGCUACUAACUCAAACGCUCCAAGGCACUACGCUAACAUGUCUGGACUAGCAGAUCCCGUUGCCUUCCUGAAGGAUUUCGCCGCCGGUGGCAUCUCGGCGGCCAUUUCCAAAACCGCUGUGGCACCAAUUGAGCGUGUCAAACUGCUAUUGCAAGUGCAGCACAUCUCGAAGCAGAUCGCCGAAGCCGACCGGUACAAGGGUAUGGUCGAUUGUUUCGUGCGCAUCCCGAAGGAGCAGGGUAUUACGGCCUACUGGCGUGGUAACAUGGCCAACGUCAUCCGAUAUUUCCCAACACAGGCGCUUAACUUCGCCUUCAAGGAUAAGUACAAGCAGGUCUUCCUGGGCGGUGUCGAUAAGAACACCCAGUUUGUGCGUUACUUCAUCGGUAACCUCGCCUCUGGUGGUAUGGCUGGAGCUACCUCACUGUGCUUCGUCUAUCCGCUCGAUUUCGCCCGUACUCGUCUCGCCGCCGAUGUUGGCAAAGGUUCCGGCGAGCGCGAGUUCAAGGGUCUGGGUGAUUGUCUUGGAAAGAUCUUCAAAACAGACGGUAUUGUUGGUUUAUAUCGAGGCUUUGGUGUAUCUGUUCAGGGUAUCAUCAUCUACCGAGCCGCCUAUUUCGGCUUUUACGAUACUGCUCGCGGUAUGUUACCGAACCCGAAGACCACUCCAUGGUAUGUCAGCUGGGCCAUCGCUCAGGUCGUCACAACUGUUGCCGGUAUCGUAUCAUAUCCAUUUGAUACUGUCCGUCGUCGUAUGAUGAUGCAGUCUGGUCGGGCAAAGUCCGAAAUCAUUUACAAGAGCACACUGCACUGCUGGGCCACCAUUGCCAAACAGGAAGGUACAGGGGCUUUCUUCAAGGGUGCCUUCUCCAACGUGCUUCGCGGUACUGGUGGUGCUUUCGUGCUGGUGUUGUACGAUGAAAUCAAAAAGCUACUUUAAAGCCAUGAAACUCACCAUGUAACAUCCUGCUUUUAUUGAGUUUUUUGUUCCUUUCCGCUCAUGCCUCGUUCCCUCCUAGUCCACCUCCCGAAUCCUUGUUAUCCUGAAUCUGUGUUAGUCCUGAAUCCAGAUUGAUAGAUACAUAUAUUAUAUAUGUAUAUUGAAAGCGGCUUCUUAGUUUUCGAAGAAACCUCCUGGUAGUUCUAUCAAUAUCUCUCUAACCUGUUUCGUCGGGUUAACUCUAAGCGAUCAUCUAUAUUAUUAUCUACCAAACCAGUAGCCGUCGAUUGAUGUGUCCUAUAAGCAACACCGAAUGUUAUGCGCCAAACGUAAUUGUACAAAAAAAAACGAGUGACGAUCGAAGUGAUGCAGCGAAUACCAAAUAUACAUAAAAUAUGUACGAAUGCCAUAAUGCCUUAAGUCUGUGAAAAGCCCUGAGGGAAAAUAAAACGAACAAAAGAAAUAUUA